Dendrobium catenatum is the source of this 3661-nucleotide messenger RNA. RefSeq names its product gamma-tubulin complex component 3. Gene Ontology annotation, cellular component: equatorial microtubule organizing center; gamma-tubulin small complex; spindle pole. The record is from RefSeq and is a predicted model, not a curated record. The transcript is spliced from 5 exons. The coding region runs from base 131 to 2626 and encodes 831 amino acids. Gene Ontology annotation, molecular function: gamma-tubulin binding; microtubule minus-end binding. Lineage: Eukaryota; Viridiplantae; Streptophyta; Magnoliopsida; Asparagales; Orchidaceae. Gene Ontology annotation, biological process: microtubule nucleation; mitotic cell cycle; meiotic cell cycle.
AUGAUUCAUCAAAAAUAAAACAAAGAAAAAUAGAAAACCCAAAAAUUCAUCCCGGCUGGCCGAAGGCCCGAAAGAGGCCAAGACCACCCUGCUCUAAGCCCUAAUUCUUGGGCUCUGCUGGCCGGCAGCCAUGGAUGACUCCGCAACUGCCGAGCUAGUCAGGGAACUUGUUCUCCGACUCCUUUCCUCCGGUGGCCGCUCGACCCCUUUGGCUGGCGACUCAUCCACUGUUGCGGCCGUACGCUACGCCCUCCGCCUCCUCUCAAGCCGUAUGUCUCCAUCCGUUCUACCUGAUGAGCUCUCGCUCGUUGAAUCCAUUAAGCGACGGCUAGCCGUAUCCGGACGCUCUUCUGCGGCCCUCGCUUUUGCCGACCUACACUCCAAGCUCUCCGCCCAUGCUCCACUUCUCAAUCGUUGGGCUCUUCUCUAUCUCCUCAACUCCCUUUCCCUUGAUCGCCGACGGUCCGCUUCUUCACUCUCCGGUGGUCUUCCCUUCCUCCCUCUUCAGCCCUCUCAUACGGCCCGCCCCGCUGCGGCCUCCAUCGCAGGUGGGGCCAUCAGCGGAGGCGUCCUUCUCGUCGCCAAGGAUCCUGAGAACAUCCGCGAGAUCGCCCUUCGUGAGUACGCGGAUCUGGUUAUGGAAGACAACGAAGUCACCGAGUCAGCUUUGGUCAGAGACGUUCUUUAUGCUUGCCAGGGAAUUGAUGGUAGGUACGUCCGCUUCGAUAGGUCAUCGGAUGGAUAUGAUCUUCCGGAGUCGCUGAAGAUCCCAAGGCCUACUAGAUCCAUCGUUCGUCGACUCUGUGAACUUGGAUGGCUCUUCCGGAAGGUAAGAGGUUACAUUUCGGAGAGCAUUAUGGAUCAGCAGUUUGAGGUCGGCACAGUUGGGCAAGCCUUUUGCUCUGCUCUUCAAGACGAACUCUCGGAUUACUAUAAGCUACUCGCAGUGCUAGAAUCGCAGUCUGCUAAUCCUAUCCCCUCAGCCGGAUCUGAUUCUGGAGGAAGCCCCGGAAACUACCUCUCUCUGCGGCGGCUUUCUGUUUGGCUUGCGGAGCCAAUGGUGAGGAUGCGUCUAAUGGCCUUACUGGUGGAUGGCUGCCAGGAACUAAGGGGCGGAGCCAUGGCUGGAGCUAUUCACGCUCAUGCCCAGCAUGGAGACCCUUUGGUUCAGGAAUUCAUGGGUCGGUUGCUAAGGAGAGUAUGUUCUCCUCUUUUUGAAAUGGUGAGGACUUGGGUAUUGGAGGGAGAGUUAGAGGAUGUGUUUGCUGAGUUUUUCAUAUCGAGUCAACCUGUGAAGGCUGAAUCUCUUUGGAGAGAAGGCUAUGAUAUCCAAUCAUCUAUGCUUCCCGAUUUCAUAUCACCACUGCUGGCUCAGAGGAUUCUGAGGACGGGGAAGUCAAUUAAUUUUCUACGUGUUUGCUGUGAAGACAGUGGUUGGGCGGAAGCUGCCGCUGAGGCUGCUGCCCAUGUUGGAGCUACAACCAGAAGGGGCGGGCUUGGCUAUGGUGAGACUGAUGCCCUUGAGGCAUUAGCCGUUGAAGCUGCCAAGCGAAUUGAUCGGCAUUUGAUGGAUGUGAUCCAUAAAAGGUAUAGAUUCAAGGAUCAUUGCCUUGCAAUCAAGAGGUAUCUUCUUCUAGGGCAGGGAGAUUUUGUGCAGUACUUAAUGGAUAUCGUCGGUCCUGAACUGUCAGAGCCAGCAAAUACUAUCAGUUCCUUCCAGCUAGCAGGAUUGUUGGAGACUGCAGUUCGUGCAUCCAAUGCGCAGUAUGAUGAUCGUGAGAUUCUUGACAGGCUCAAAGUUAAGAUGAUGGAUCAUGGAGAUGGUGACAGAGGAUGGGAUGUUUUCUCAUUGGAAUAUGACGCUAGGGUGCCAUUGGAUACUGUAUUUACGGCAUUGAACAUGAAGAGGUAUCUUAAGAUCUUCAAUUUUCUUUGGAAGCUUAGGCGUGUUGAGCAUGCAUUGACUGGGUUAUGGAAAACUAUGAAGCCUAAUUACAUAAAUUCGUGCAUUUUUACUGAUGAAAGUUUUGGGGUCAAGUUGCAGUUUGUUUCAGCUCUAAGAAGAUGCCAAGUUCUCUGGAACGAGAUGAACCAUUUUGUGACAAAUUUCCAGUAUUAUAUUAUGUUUGAGGUUCUUGAGAUCUCCUGGGUUCAUUUCUCCGAAGGUAUGGAUUCUUCAAAAGAUCUAGAUGAUCUUCUGGCCGCUCAUGACAAGUACCUCAACUCGAUUGUCGAGAAAUCUCUUCUUGGAGAGAGAUCUCAGGGCAUAAUAAGAACCCUCUUUGUGCUAUUUGAUCAUAUACUGCGCUUUCGUAGUCUUGCUGACAGGUGGUUUGAACGUAUAUAUGAGUUGCAGCUUAGGAGGAACAAGUCUAGGUCAAAAUCAAAGGGUGAAUUAGGCAAGGUGGGCUCAUGGAUGGAUGGAGGCAGAAAAGCCUUAAUUCAGCUUGCACGGGAUUUUUUUGUCAAGAUGAGUGAGGAGUUGGACACUGUUGUGAAAGAGUAUUCAGCAGCACUUGAUGCUUUUAUUUCUGAAUUGCCAAUGCAGCAACAUAUUGAUUUGAAGUUCCUGUUGUUUCGUUUGGACUUUACUGAGUAUUAUAGUCGACUUUCCCCUAACAAGUGAACAUGAGGGCUGCUGAAGAUGGAUUGAAGAAGUAUUUUUGUAUGAGUAGAGGUUGAGUUUGCUGACUUUAUUUUGAAUUGAUCACUGCAGUCAUCUUCAUGUAACUAGAUAGAAAAUGCCUCAUUUUCAGUGCUUACAUCGAGGUUUUGCUUCAUCGAAUGCUAAUUACUCACAAGGUUCAAAACGGCCAUGGUACGGAUGGAGCAAAGACAAGAAGUAGACUGUUAUCAAACAAUCCAAACCACAGAAGUGUUAAAAUCUGAUAUGUUGGAUACACUUACAUCCUUCAUAUACUUGUAUAAAUACUGCCCUGUAUUCAUCUUAAAUAGCACAAUCCUUCCAUUGAUGUGGGGACUAAUAUGAGAGGAGGCUUGAACGCCGAUACCUGGUUGGAGUCUGGAGAGGGACAUGAAGAGAGGUGUUUGUAUGGGAAGAUUGACUCAUUAAAAACAUGGCAGGAGGUGUAGACUUGACUGGUUGUAGGAUUUAGACAGCGGUAGUCUUUUUGAGAAGAGGCGUAGCCGAUGAGAUAAUCUGGCUUCGUCGUCUUCUCCUAGAGUUCAAUUGCUCUCCUACCACCUCUACCAUUUCUCUUCUGUGAUAACACCUCAACUAUAGCCUUGGCCAACAACCUAAUAUUUCAUGCCCGUACAAAACAUAUAGAAGCUGACUGCCAUUUCAUCAGGGAUUGCAUUAAAGAUAAGGCCAUUCAAGUUCAUCACACCUCUACAAAAGACCAACUAGCUGACCUCUUAACUAAACCGCUUUCUAUAUUUUGGUUUCAAAUGUUGACAGACAAACUGGUUACAUCUUUCGAUGCACCAGUUUGAGGGGGCCUGUUAACACUACUCACAUCGUUCAAAACGGCCAUGGUACGGCUGGAGCAACGACAAGCAGCAGACUGUUAUCAAAUAAUCCGAACCACACAAGUGUUAAAAUCUGAUCUUUUGGAUACACUUACAUCCUUCAUAUACUUGUAUGAAUACUGCCCUGUAUUCAUCUUAAAUGAAAUGAAAGACUUACUGUUUUCUGCUA